AUGGUGCACAAUGCUGCUGCUGCUACUGCUCUAGCGACAGUUGGUACUGUUUUAUGGUGUAUUCAAUUAAUUCCUCAAAUUAUAUAUAACUGGAAGAGGAAAGACUGUACGGGAUUGCUACCUAUUAUGAUGUUUUUAUGGGUGAUCUCUGGGAUUCCAUUUGCAAUCUAUUUUUGUAUUAUUAAUACUAAUGUCACAUUACAAGUUCAACCUCAUCUCUUCACUUUUUUCUGUGGGAUUAGUUUUAUUCAAUCAUGUUAUUAUCCACCAGUCCAACUAUCAAAAAUCAAAAUUAUUCUAAUCACCGCAGCAAUUAUUGCAUUCGCCAUUGCUAGUGAAGUAGGAUUUAUCGUUUGGUUACGCCCGUUAUAUGCAAAGGGGACUGAAUGGCCUGCGUUAAUAUUUGGUAUCAUAGCCUCUGUAUUGUUGGCAAUUGGUUUACUACCUCCUUAUUUCGAAUUAGCCAAAAGACAAGGUCGUGUUGUCGGAAUUAAUUUUGUUUUCUUAACUUUGGACAGUCUAGGUGCUUAUUUCUCAAUUGCAAGUGUGGCUGUAGGCGACUUAGAUAUACUUGGUGUUGUUUUAUAUGCUAUAGUUGCAGUAUUGGAACUUGGCAUUUUCAUUUCUCAUUUUAUAUGGUGUUGUAGAUUCAAGUGGUUUUCUGAUGGUGGAUACGUUGAUGACGAAGAUGUUAUACAAGACCAUAAUGAAGUGCAUAUGGUUAAUGACCAUGCACCUGAUUCAGAAAAUGAAGAAUAUGAAUGUCAUGUCGUUAAAAUAAAAACUGAAAAUGAAUAUGACAAAGUGGACUUGGAAACCCAAAGGCUUGGCGAAGUCAAUAAACAGCAUUCAAGCACACAUGAUUUAGAGAAGGAUGACAAAAAAGAAGUGCAACAAUUUCCAUAUAUCGAUGAAAAUGUUAGUAUGAUUCGAGCUGUUCAUGGUAUUUCUGUCCAACGGGAAUUUUCAAAAUGUGAUAAUGUAUAUACUACUCUCGAUAAUGAUAUAUCGUCAGACUAUGAUAGGAAAGAAAAAAUGCCAAACGAUUAG
This is a messenger RNA of Tetrapisispora phaffii CBS 4417, 1050 nucleotides long. RefSeq names its product Ilt1p (gene ILT1). The record is from RefSeq and is a predicted model, not a curated record. Bases 1 to 1050 code for a protein of 349 amino acids. The transcript has a single exon. NCBI's taxonomy places the organism in Eukaryota, Fungi, Ascomycota, Saccharomycetes, Saccharomycetales, Saccharomycetaceae.